UGACCAUAAACAAAUGACACGUGCUUGAAAUACAGAGACUUUAUUAUAAACUUUUGGGAUUAGCUACUACAUUUAUUGAUAAAACGACCAUGUCCUUUCAGCGCAGCUACAGUAAAGUCUGGUGGGGCUCGGAGAGUCAGCAGUUGGGCGGCAGCUUCACCAGCGGUGGCUACUACUCGCAUUACAAUUACCAGCAACAGCAGCAGCAACCCGCAUCAUUGGACAGCGCCUUGCAGCGACAUCAGCAGCAGCAGGAGAAGCAGCAAUCACAUCAAGCUGGCAAUUUGUCCAGCAUACAGGAGGAUGAUGAGCAGAAUUGCUCGAAGCUAUCCUGGCAUAAGCACGACAGUCCCGGCAGUCUGCGCAGUCAGGACUCUGGUUUCUCGGACAAUGAGGAGCAGCACAAUAGCCAAACGCAGGCAGCGGCGGCAGCAGCAGCAGGCGCGGGACUCAACAGCAGCAGCACAGAGGAGGCGACGCCCAGUGCCUCGCCCACAUCGCUGCGCUCAAUAGCAACGCCGCCCACUGUUAUACGCCGUGUGGGUAACUCGGCCUUUUACUCGCCAUUGGUGAACGUCACGCGUCGCAUUUCGUUUAGUGGACUAACAACGCAACAGGCAGUGGCUGAUGAUGAAGCUGUUGAAGAUGAUGAGGCAAGCCGCAGUCGUUUGUUUGAGCAAUUGGAUAGCAUGCAGCUGGAUGACAAGGAUAUGACUGUCAAAGCGACGGCAGCGACGCCGCCGCGUGCAGCGCGUAGACGCAAGCGCAAGUCAAAGCAGCAGCUGAAUGAACUGGAGCUAAUAGCGCCGCCGCCUGCUUACAACAAUGAAACUGUUUAUUUGGGUGAAGCGCCGCCGCCUUACAACAAUGAAACUGUUACUUUUGGCAUAGAUGAGGAGCUGGAGCCGCUGUCGCCGCUGCGCAGUCGCUUUACUGCCAGCACCAGCACGCCCAAGGCAGCGCGCAGCGUCAAGAAGCAGCCACAACCUGUGCCCAGCUGGUUAACCGAUCAACGCUGGAGCUGCGAGCCUGAGGUCAUGUGCAUGCUGCAGCACAAAUCCAUAGCGCAGGAAGCUUACAAAAACUUUACCAUAACCAACAGCGCUGUGGCCAAGUUAAUGCGCCAGCUGCAGCAGCAAGCGCUGCAGCUGCAGUCGCAGUUCGAACGCUGCGAGCGCGUGCUGAAUGGUCAACAGGCCUGCACUUUGCCUGAAGCGCUGGCGAGCGCCACACAGCUGCUAACGCAGCUUGAUGAAUUUACGCGCACGCUUGAGCGACGCAGCAUAUUUUUCAAUGAGGAUCGUCUCGAGCGUCGUCGCUACGAUCAGCAGCUGCAGCAAAUACGCACAGUGGGCAAAGAUGCGCGUUAUUCGCUUGAGCGACAGCAUUACAUGAAUCUCGAAUCGCUGCUGGACGAUGUGCAGCUGCUUAAGCGACAUACGCUUAUCGCUUUGCGUCUCAUUUUCCAGCGCUUGGCGCGCAUUUUGGUGCUUAGCAUUGAGCAAAGUCGCUGCGAUUUGCUGCUGCGCGCCAACAUCAACAUGUUGGCCACUUUGAUGAACAUUGACUACGAUGGAUUUGCCUCGCUCUCCGACGCUUUUGUGCAGAACGAAGCUGUGCGCGCGCUGCUGCUCAUUGUGCUCGAUCAUAAGCUGAGCUCGGUGCGCGCUUUGGCGCUGCGUGCGCUUGCUACGCUUUGCUGCGCGCCGCCUGCGAUUGUGCAGCUUGGCAGCUGUGGCGGCAUAGAAAUCGUGCGCGAUAUUCUGCAGCCGCAGCAGCAGCUGGAACGCGGCGCCAUUGAGCGUCGUGAGGCGGUUUCGCUGCUCGCACAAAUCACCGCCAGUUGGCAUGGCCCAGAGCAUCGCGUUGCUGGUCUACGCGCUGCUGCUGAGUCGCUCGUCGCUGGACUUGCCGCUCUACUGCAGCCGGACUGCUGCUCGCAGACUUUGCUGCUCUGCGCUGCGGCGCUGAACAAUCUCAGCCGCAUGGAGCUGACCUCCCACUAUUCCAUUAUGUCAAAUGAGGCCAUCUUCAAGCUGAUUUCAACGCUGGAGCAUCAAAGCAGCGGCAUCAGCGUCUUUCUCUAUGAGCAAAUCGUUGGGAUGCUGCACAACAUGUCGCUGAACAAGAAGUGCCAUAGCCACUUGGCCAAUGGCAUCAUCAUAAAUUUCAUCACGUCCGUUUACCAAACGGAAUUCUACAAGACCUACGGCUCACGUGCCGAAUGCGAUGCUCAGCGUCGCAGCAUCAAGUCGGUGCUGCAUACGCUGACGCGUUUGGUUCAGGACUCGCACACACUCGGCGCUGAGCUGGUGGAGCAAUGGCGACUGCCGGAGCUGCUGCGACAAUCGCUAGCGUCCAGCUCGACAAUAAAUGCUACAGCUGCUCAAUUGGACAAUAGCGCUGGCUACAGUGGAGACAUUUCCCAUUUGGCGCGACAAUUGCUGCAGUCACAUCAGCAGGAACAGCUGCUGCUGCUGGCGACGGCGACGUCACAGGAUAUGCCAAGUGGCGCUUUCAGUAGCGCGCACCAGACGCCCGAGGCUCAGGCAACGACAACAAAAAAGUCAAAGUCGCCAACGCUCAAAUUCAAUUUAACACGUCAAGAGAGUUUCGUCUAGUUUCCGAUGCCGCUGCCCACACCUGAGUGGCCACUACGCUUAUUUUGUAUUUUAUUUUCUUUUUUUGUAGCUUGGCGCACGUUCACGACGGACAGACAGACAGACAGCAAGUCCGAACGUGCGUCAAGUGUUAUUGCUUGUCUGGUCACUGCGUGACCCGUAUCCGGCUCCAGCUCCAGCUCCAGCUCGAAUUGAAUUGCUUGUAAAUAUAAACGAAGUAAUUUUUUAUAUUUCCUACCAAGCAGCUGCAGCAGCCCCUGGAGCUUGUAUCAACAUAACUUUUGCAUGCUUGUUGCUACUAACAAACUUGUUUAAAGUGCAUUGUCGCCCCAGCCCUGAUUUGUUUAAAGUGCAUUGUAAAUAUUUUCCAGCAUAACCAAAUCUAUUUUAUAGUCAAUUUCUGUGCCAAAUAUACAUAAAUUUAUAAACUGCAGUACUUAAAGCAACCAUUUUGUAUAUAAAACGUAAU
This is a messenger RNA of Drosophila busckii, 3090 nucleotides long. RefSeq names its product protein inscuteable homolog (gene insc). The transcript is spliced from 4 exons. The coding region runs from base 90 to 2621 and encodes 843 amino acids. The record is from RefSeq and is a predicted model, not a curated record. Gene Ontology annotation, molecular function: cytoskeletal adaptor activity. NCBI's taxonomy places the organism in Eukaryota, Metazoa, Arthropoda, Insecta, Diptera, Drosophilidae. Gene Ontology annotation, cellular component: apical cortex. Gene Ontology annotation, biological process: regulation of asymmetric cell division; establishment of mitotic spindle orientation; apical protein localization.